AUGAUACCUGCCGGAGAUGAAGGACCCAACUCUCCAUUUAACAUGUCCAUUGAUCUUGAUGAUCAGCCAAAUGGCUCCAUUGGAUUUGUCCUGGCUGAGGGCAACGCCAUUGUACGGUGCCACUGGGACACAAGUUCCGUAAAUGAACGGCGACCAGACGUUGGCGUCCUUGUGUCCUUGGUAUACCGAUGGAAUGGCACUGUAGUAGGUGAUUUGCUGGUUGUGGUAGGUGGCGUAGACGUCCAUUUUCUCGUAGUAAAUGCCGAUUCUGGAAUUAGGGUUCCGGGAGUUGAUGGUGACUUGAAUGCUGGUAGAGAUGACGUUAGGGGACGAGACGUUGAGGCCGAAGAUGGUGGCAUCUUGGAGGUGCAUUUAUCCUCCGCCAUGAUUCUAGUGGUGGUGGCGGCGCUGGUCGAGGAUGUGGCGGUUGAAGGUGGAGUUGAGUUCUAA
Molecule: messenger RNA, 450 nt
Organism: Fraxinus pennsylvanica
Lineage: Eukaryota; Viridiplantae; Streptophyta; Magnoliopsida; Lamiales; Oleaceae
Source: the annotation of a GenBank genome assembly